UUCCAAUCUUGUGAGUUAGCUAAUGGAUGAUGAAUGUAGAAUUGUUGGCUCAGUUGAAGUGAUCUUAUCUGUGUGAAUAAUUAAGAGCAGAGCUCAGCACAGUGCAGAAGGGUUGUCUCACGUUGUCUCACAUUCUUUUCUUUUUGAACUUUCUCUCGACCAAAUUAUGGCCGUAAAUGUGGAGUCAUAUUGAAGGAAUCUUUUCCAAGCAAUACAUGACUACAUUGCACAUCUGCUACCACAGCUGCUGCAGGUCCCAUUUCAACAUCCUUAGUUUGCAGACGCGUUUCAUGGAAGCAAGAUGAACUAAAGCUUGGAUUUAUCAAUCUGUAUCGAGAUGGACUGCAAUCACGGAAGUACUUUUCAUUUCUUAUGAAGGCUCUCUGGAUAACGUACUGUUGUACUUUCUUGACGAUGACAAGUCUGGAAGGAGAGUGACAGAGCUGUGUUGAUAGCUCAAGAGACACAUGCAGUUAUGUUCAAAUGAUUCUCCAUCCAGCAAUAUCAUGCUCUGUUUCACAUUCCUGUGGAUUUAAUAGAACUCACGGGAAAGAGUGAAGGAAUGUAAACCCAAGAUGAACUGCAACGGAGAAGCGACAGAUAGCAGGGGAGUAGGAACUUGGAAAAGACAAACAGUGUUUCAGAUUAGACUUAGAAAAGAGCUUAAAAAAGGAAAAUAAAAAUGCACACAUCUGGUUUUUGAAUCAUGGCUGAAAAAUGCGCAGGACGGUCUGUGGUUUUAUUCUCACUCUUGGCCAUUGUAGUUUCCUUCUCAGGAAUUACUGACGUUUUAGGCAAAAAUCAUAUUGAUGAGGAGUUGGAGAAAAUCACAUUUCAAGGAGCCGGAAGCACCAACGGGCAUCCGGAAAACUGGCCGGCGAACCUUCACCCCAACCUGUAUUUUCACCAGGUGGACAUACAGCAGCAGAGAUCUGCCACGACGCACAGACAUAUUUUUAAAGUUAUCCGGCUUGCUGUUGGGACUAUGCUCGCCAAUGCUGCCCUCUAUCUACCCCCGGUUAAGCAUGAGGAAUUUUCCAGCAAAUGGAAUGAAAUUUAUGGUAACAAUCUCCCCUCUCUCGCUCUGUACUGUUUGCUCUGCCCCAAAGAUACAGCUGCCCAUCAAUUCUUAAUGAGAUACAUGGACCAGAUGGCAGUGUACCCUAACUGGACGGUGACCAGCGCUCCCAACGACGAGGUUCCCAUGGCUCACUCCCUCACAGGAUUUGCCACAGCCUAUGACUUCAUCUACCCUCUCCUGGAGACAUCGCGAAGGGCACGCUACAUGAAGAAAAUACGUGCCGCCACAGAGGAGCUGUACGAACUCUCCAAACACAGGGGUUGGGGGAAGCAGUUUUUACAGAAUCACCAGACUACCAACAUCUUAGCCAUCCUGACCGGCGCCCUCGUGGUGGGAGCACACAGUGACCCGGAGACAAUGAUGUGGAAGCAGGUGGCCGUUAACUACAUGGAAAAGACCAUGUUCCUCCUCAGUCACGUAGUGGAUGGCUCGCUAGAUGAGGGUGUGGCCUAUGGGAGCUACACCGCAAAGUCCAUCACUCAGUACGUUUUCCUGGCGCGUCGCCACUUCGACAUCGACAACACCCAGAACAACUGGUUGCGGGCGCACUUCUGGUUCUACCACUCCACACUUCUGCCAGGCUUCCAGAGGACAGUGGGCAUCGCUGACUCCAACUACAACUGGUUCUAUGGACCGGAGAGUCAGCUGGUGUUCCUCGAUGCAUUUGUGCUCCGGGACGGCACCGGAAACUGGCUGGCCCAGCAGAUCCGUAGACAUCGUCCCAAAGAUGGCCCCAUGGAGCAGUCAGCAGCCCAGCGCUGGGCCACCUUACACACUGAGUUCCUGUGGUAUGAUAGUGAGCUCUCCAAGCAACCACCAGCCGGGUUUGGCAAAGCAGUACUGCACAUGUUCUCAAACUGGGGUGUGGUGACUUACGGGGCUGGUUUAUCAUAUGGUCAAGGCAACACAUUUGUCUCCUUCAAAUCGGGGAAGCUGGGCGGUAGGGCAGUGUAUGAUAUUGUCCAUUCAAAGCCCUACUCCUGGCUGGAGGGCUGGAGCAAUUUCAAUCCGGGCCAUGAGCACCCAGACCAGAACUCCUUCACCUUUGCCCCUAAUGGACAGGUAUUUGUUUCAGAGGCACUGUACGGCCCCAAAUACAGCUACCUCAACAAUGUCUUGACGUUCGCCCCGUCUCCCACAAGCCAGUGCAAUCAGCCCUGGGAGGGGCAGCUUGGAGAGUGCGGCAAGUGGCUGCGGUGGGCGGAGCCUGAGGUCGGCAACACAGCCGGUGAGGUCAUUAUAGCUGCAUCCCAUGGGGAUUCUCUGUUCAUUAGUGGAGAAUCGGCAUCGGCCUACUCCUCUGUGAUGGGGCUGAAGAGCGUAUACCGUGCCCUUGUCUUGCUCAACUCUCAGACUCUGCUGGUGUUUGACCAUGUGGAAAAAAGCAAGGAGUCUCCGUUGAGUACUCUGAGUGCUUUCUUUCACAACUUGGACAUUGAUUUUAAAUAUGUCCCUCACAGGGCUUUAGACAGGUACAAUGGGGCACUGAUGGACGUUUGGGAUGCUCACUACCAAAUGUUUUGGUUUGACAGUCAGGGGAAUAGUCCAGUGGCGAGAAUACAGGAGGCAGAGCAGGCUGCUGAGUUUAAGAAACGAUGGACCCAGUUUGUCAACGUGACCUUUCCAAUGGAGGGCACGGUCACCAGAGUGGCCUAUUUGAUGCACAGUCCCAAUGUAAAAAUCUCCAACUGCAGAUUCAUCGAAAAUAGUAAAAAUGGAGUACGACUCUCUAUUGUCGUCAACGGCACAGAAUCCAUUGUGUCCAUCGUAACAAACUACAAUGACAUUGGCGCCAGAUAUAGCUACUUGGGCUUUGGGGGAUAUGCAAAGAUGCAAAGCAGGCAUCAGAUAAUCCACUUCGGUCUGGGAGUUCAAACGAUGACUGAACAAAACACUGUGGAUCCAGUCUAUGACUUUGGGUUUAUGGUUAAUAUAGUGGGAGGGCUGACACUGUGUCUCGCCAUUGGGUUUUUAAUCCUGCAGCGCACGUUUUAUUUCUGCUUCCGCAAGAUCAUGCGCUAUACUUUUAUGUUUGUUCUCCUGCUGUGGGUCGUUGAGUUUCUGUUUGUCUCCAAUAGCUGUGAUUGGCUUGUCUGUGUCCAAACAGUGUCCGAUCUGCCCCCAAACCCUCUCCCCACAGUCGUCGUUACAUCCCUGCCAGGGUCUGGGGCUGAGGUUCUCAAGCCCCUGUUCUAUAACAGCUCUGACUUUGUUUAUCUCCAAGUCCCCACAGAGCACCUAGUCAUCCCGGACACUGAGUUCAACUUUGACCCCCUGGUGGAUGCCUGCGUGUGGUCCAGACUAGAUGCGGAAAGAGGUCACUACAAGGCCAUCCAGGGCUGGUUCCAUUCCUUGGUCUAUAACCCUAGACUUCACCUGCAGAACAUUCAGUUGCACAACGAGGGCAGCUGGAAUGAGAUUGAGGUGGAGCUUUCUGGAAAGAGGAGGAAGCCAAUUCGUAGGCAGUCAGGGUCAAGGGGGAGUUCAGAUAGAGAUGGGGAGUAUGUUCGGGAGCUAAGGCGGCACAUGGAGAAGUACCCUAAUGCCCGCCCUGUCCUCAGCUUGAGCAGCGGGAGCUGGACCUUGAAACUCCCGUUUUUCAGAGAGGUGGUCGGUCACUCAUUUCGGGCAUUGCACGUGGUGCGAGAUCCUCGCGCUUGGAUUUACCUUAUGCUCUACAACAGCGAGCCAAGCCUCUAUUCUCGCAAGAAUGUGCAAAAACAUGUCGCUGCAAUUUUUAAGCAAGAGAGAAACGGCGGGAGAAGCAAGUGUACACUAGGGUUCACCCAGGAAUUCUUGACAUUGCACAGCGUCCUCUCUGAUCCAGAGAUGGAGCCGGUGCUGCUACUGGCCCAUCUGUGGCUGGCCCACACAACCACGGCACUCCAGGUCAACGGCGACCUCACCGCCUCUUACCUUCAUGUGAAAUUUGAGGACAUUGUGCAAUAUCCUGAGGAGACAGCAGGAAAGAUACACACGUUUCUCGGGGUUCCCGUGGCCCCAGCUGCCCUCAACCAGCUCAUGUUCGCCACCUCCACCAACCUGUACAACCUGGUGUAUGAGGGAGACAUAUCGCCAGCCAGCAUCAAUGUGUGGAGAGACAAAAUGCCCAUCCACGAGAUCAGAAUGAUAGAGGACACAUGCUUAAAGGUUAUGGAGAGGCUUGGGUACUCAAGGUACUUAAGUUAAUAGCUGCUGUAUGACGUCCUACCAUGGACACCGUACUUUUGGUUUUGUUGACAUGUAUACUUUGUUGUUGUAUAUUUUGCACAUUCCACUAUUAUGAUACGUUUAAUUGUCCAGUCCUUGUUUAUAGACUGGGAUGUAUAAAAUAGAACAGAGUGAUGUGCUCCUUAACACUUUUUUUUAAAGUGUAUGAUUUGUCUGACUAACGUGAUGUGUUUUCAUCCAAACAGUUUUGAAGUUUGUUGGCUGGUUAUUUAGCCACGCCCAGAAUCUCCUGGCUAGCAUUUUUGGAGCAUGUAGCAAUGCUAGGGGGACACGGAUUGUUGAUUCAACAUUAAACAAAUCAGCAACCACAGCUAGUGAAAUCUCUGCAACCCUAAACAAAGAGUUGCAGUUUGUUUUUAGCAUGGGUGGCUAGUACUAAACUGGUCCUGAACCUCUCUAAAACUAAAAGCAUUGUAUUUGGUACAAAUAAUUUAGAGAUGUUCUGCUUUUUUGACACCACACUCCACAAAGCAAGUCCUGCAGGCUCCAGUUUUAUAUUGUCUUGAUUUUUUGUCCAUUUAUAUGGUUAAGUGCUGCAAAUAAGGACCUAAAAAAAUGGCAGCUGGCCCAGAACAGAGCGACACAUCCUGCUCUUCACUGUAAUCAGAGGGCUAAAUAUCAAUAUGUUGCAUGCCAGUCUUGGCUAAAAAAUAGAGGAGAGACUGACUGCAAUCGUUUCUUUAUUUUUUAUUUUUAAAGAAACAUUUAUUUGCUGAAAAUUCCAAAUUGUUUGAAUAGUCAACUUACACACAGCGCUGACACACACACUUACCCCACCAGGCAUGACGCCAGGGGUCUUUUCACAGUCCCCAAAUCCAGAACGAAUUCAAGGAAACAUACAUUAUUAUAUAGAACUCCCUUCCAUCUCAAAUAGCUCAAGUGAACAGCAAACCUGGCUGAC
This is a messenger RNA of Oncorhynchus keta (chum salmon), 5213 nucleotides long. Its product is annotated as dermatan-sulfate epimerase-like protein. The coding region runs from base 707 to 4270 and encodes 1187 amino acids. Gene Ontology annotation, molecular function: chondroitin-glucuronate 5-epimerase activity. The transcript is spliced from 2 exons. The record is from RefSeq and is a predicted model, not a curated record. NCBI's taxonomy places the organism in Eukaryota, Metazoa, Chordata, Actinopteri, Salmoniformes, Salmonidae.